This is a messenger RNA of Pollicipes pollicipes, 591 nucleotides long. Its product is annotated as cuticle protein 63. The transcript has 2 exons. The record is from RefSeq and is a predicted model, not a curated record. Bases 71 to 331 code for a protein of 86 amino acids. Lineage: Eukaryota; Metazoa; Arthropoda; Thecostraca; Pollicipedomorpha; Pollicipedidae.
GGCGCCGGUAUAAAGCGGCCCGCCGCCGCCGCUGAGGCAUACACAUCGACGUGUCUCACAGCUCAGCAACAUGUUCAGACUGAUCGUCCUCGCUUGCGUCCUGGCCGUGGCCUUCGCCGGCCUGCUCCCGCUGGGCUACUCCGGCCUCGGCUACUCCGGCCUCGGCUACUCCGGCCUCGGCUACUCCGGCCUGGCGCACGGCUACGCCGCCGCCCCGGCCGCCUACAGCGCCGCUGCCUUCCCCACCUACGAGACCGUCAGCCACAGCGUCGACAUCGCCGCCGAGCCCUGUCGAGCAGCACGGCUACGUCGUCAAGUACUAAGCCGCUGACCAUCGCCCUGCCCCAUGGCUUCUUCGCCGCUUUUGGCUGUUUCUGUCCUCUCUCUUUGUCUGUGAUGAUCACACACUGGGACCGCUGUGAGUGCCUGCCGCCGCGUGAGCUGACGUGACGUCAGACCUGCCCGCUGAGCCCGCUGAUUGGCUCCGGGACGCCAGCGUCGCGGUCACGUGACGAGUGACGUCCCGGUCGCCGCCGCUGGACACGUCGAAUGUGUAUUUUUGAUAAAUAUAUUGUGAACACCACCACACAA